Ilex paraguariensis (yerba mate) is the source of this 1251-nucleotide messenger RNA. NCBI's taxonomy places the organism in Eukaryota, Viridiplantae, Streptophyta, Magnoliopsida, Aquifoliales, Aquifoliaceae. The record is from the annotation of a GenBank genome assembly.
CGUAUCAAAAAUUAUCACCUCUAUCUCCCAUGAUUAAAAAUCUAUUUGACUCAAGUAUUAGUAAAAUUUAUUAAAAAAAAUUCAAUUAUACAAUAAUUCAUAUAUACAUGCUUAAUCAAGAAAUAUAGAAAGAAAAUCAUGUAUUUUUUCCCUUCGAUACUAAAUAAACAACCCAUUUAUUACUCGAGUGACUUAUUUUAGUUACUUUCCGGUAUGGUUUGUGUCAGGGCAUGUUAACGUUGUUAGUCGGGUGUAUCUAGAGUUGAUUACAAGUCCCAAAAAUACGUGAUUAAAAUAAUUUUUGACUGUGAAAAAACAUAAAUUAUCAACAGUAUGAAAACAAAACUAAUCAAAACUUUGGUAGUCUCUACCAAAACAUAUUCAAAUUGUGGGGACAAAUGAUACACUACCAUCUCUAAGGGUAGUUUAAGUGAUAACAGAGACGAACUGUAAAUUCAGACGUUCUGAAUUUAAAUUUUAUAAGCUUCAUGAAAUCAGGUCAUGAGGAAUUUAUCUCUCAUAAAUACCUUAGUUUUGACGUAAAUGACCUGUCUUUUGACCGGAUCGGAGAAGGAUUAGUCAAUAUACACAUAAGUUAAUCCGAACAAUCCUGAGUAUUGAACCAAAAAAUAAAUGAUACACUACCUAAUCCACAUAUGUUUGGACAUCAUAAAAUUUUAGGUACUAAUUUCUCAAAUUUUUGUCUUGUUUUCUGUCUCGUGCAGCUUUUACAUAGAUGAUAUUCCAAUACGACACAUAGUCCAUAGCCCAGAAAUGGGUGGAGACUACCCAUCAAAGCCCAUGUCUUUGUAUGCCACUAUUUGGGAUGCCUCAAAUUGGGCCACUUCAGGUGGCAAAUACAAGGUCAACUACAAGUUUGCUCCAUUUGUAGCAGAAUUCACUGACCUUGUCCUCAAUGGAUGUGCACUAGACCCUAUCCAAGAUGUGUUAACCACCACCUGCUCUAAGCCCCACGACCGCCCGGAAAGCAUUGGCUUCACCGACAUAACGCCGAAGCAGCGAAUGGCCAUGAAGAAGUUCAGGCUGAGAAAUAUGUACUACUCAUAUUGUUAUGAUGGCUUGAGGUACCCUACACCACCCCCAGAGUGUGUGAUUGAUCCAGUGGAGAAGCAGAGGUUUAAAGAUACUGGGAGGGUGAAGUUUGGUGAGAAACACCAUCAUGGCCAUUUGAAGGGAAGAAGACGCGAGGGUUUGAGCAUUAGGAAGAAUGGAGGCCAAGGGGAUGUGUGA